UGACCAUGAUGUUAAAACAUCACAUGCAUGUUUAGAAAAACCCACAUAGGAUAAUAUAUAAAAUAUAUUAUAAUCUAACUGUUAAUUUAAUUACUAAAACAAAAAACUGUGAACAAAAGAUGAAAGAUUUCGUUUUGGUGUCUGGUCGAAUCAUCUGUGUGUUUCAGAGCCUUUUAAAUUAACCCAUCAAUCAAGCACAAUCCCCGCCCCCCCCUCUCCGCGCAUGCGCAGAGUCCCCUCUGGGAGCUGUCCGUGUCAGUCGGUGCUGGAGUGUUUUCACUGAAGCUGCUUCUCCUCCGCCGGUUCCACAGAAACAGACGGGAGCGAUGGAGGAAGAGUUAAAAUGCCCCGUGUGCGGUUCUCUCUUCAAGGAGCCCAUCCUGCUGCCGUGCUCACACAAUGUCUGCCUGGCCUGCGCCCGGAACAUCACCGUCCAGACCCCGGACGGAGAGACCCCGGUGCAGAGCCGAGCCUCGGGCAGCUCCGACUAUGACUACCUGGACAUGGACAAGAUGAGUCUGUACAGCGAGACGGACAGCGGAUACGGCUCCUACACGCCGUGCCAGCUCAAGUCCCCGAACGGUGUGCGUGUGUUUCCCCCGGCCAUCGCCCUCCGACACUGCUCCCUCACCUGUCCGCUGUGUCACCGGAGCGUCUCUCUGGAUGAGCGCGGGCUCCGGGGUUUCCCUCGGAACCGGCUCCUUGAGGCCAUCGUCGCGCGGUACCAGCAAAACCGCGCCGCCUCCGCCUCCGCCGCGUCGUCGUCUUCUUCGGCGGUGAAGUGCCAGCUGUGCGACCGCAACCCGGUGGACGCGACGGUGAUGUGCGAGCAGUGCGACGUCUACUACUGCAACGCCUGUCAGCAGCGGUGUCACCCGUCCCGCGGUCCGCUCGCCAAACACCGCCUGGUGCCGCCGAGGAAGCAAGCGGCAGGAGGCGGCGCGGCAGGCGGAGGAGGGAGCGGCGUGAGCGGCGGCGGUGUGGGAGGCAGCGACGGUCAGCAGCCGCCUGCUACCGCGCGGAAACCGGCGACUUGCAUUGACCAUGAGGCGGAAAACUUCAGCAUGUACUGCUACAGCUGCAAGAUCCCGGUGUGUAUGAAGUGUCUGCAGGAGGGGAAACACGCCAAACACGACGUGAAAACGCUGGCCAUGAUGUGGAAACAACACAAGUGCCAGCUGUCCCAGGCCCUGAACGGCGUCUCAGACAAAGCUAAAGACGCAAAGGAGUUCCUGGUUCAACUCAAGAACAUGUUACAGCAGAUACAGGAGAGCGGUGUGGAGUUCGAAGCUUGCCUCGUGGCCCAGUGUGACUCUCUGAUCGAGGCCCUCACGAGACAGAAAGCCAAAUUGCUCACCAAAGUCACCAAGGAGAAAGAGUACAAACAGAAGGUGGUACGUGACCAGAUCACCCACUGCACCAUGAAGCUUCGUCAGACCACCGGGAUGAUGGAGUACUGUCUGGAAGUCCUCAAAGAGAACGAUCCCAGUGGAUUUCUGCAGAUAUCAGAUGCUCUGAUAAAGCGGGUGAUAUCGUCUCAGGACCAGUGGGUGAAGGGGGCCCUGGAGCCAAAAGUGGGCCCCGAGUUUGACCUCACCCUAAACACCGACUCGCUGCUACAGACCAUCCUGCAGCUGGACUUCUGCCAGGGAAAAGCAGUGGAGGCCGGACCCGGGGUGCCGGCAGCGCCUCUCCUGCAGCUGGAGAAGUGCUGCACAAGGGACAACAGCGCCACCCUGGCCUGGAGGGUGAAUGCGCCCCCUAGCAGCGCCAUUGAAGGCUACAUUCUGGAGCUGGAUGAUGGAAACGGGGGACAGUACAGGGAGGUUUACGUGGGGAAGGAGACAGUGUGCACGGUGGAUGGACUCCAUUUUAACAGCUCCUACAAUGCGAGAGUGAAAGCUUACAAUGCCAUCGGCGUUGGGCCGUACAGCAAGACCGUGGUGCUCAAGACCUCUGAUGUGGCCUGGUUUACAUUUGAUCCCAGCACAGCUCACAGGGACAUCGCUCUGACGAAUGAUAACCAGACAGUCUCCUGUAACAGCUACGACGACCGCGUUGUGUUGGGAACUGCUGCUUUCUCCAAGGGCAUCCACUACUGGGAGGUCUGCAUCGACCGCUACGACAACCACCCGGACCCUGCGUUUGGCGUGGCACGCAUCAACACCAUGAAAGACAUGAUGCUGGGGAAAGAUGACAAGGCGUGGGCCAUGUACGUGGACAACAACCGCUCCUGGUUUAUGCACAACAACUCGCACACUAACAGGGCGGAGGGAGGCAUCACUAAGGGCUCAUCUGUUGGCGUCCUGCUGGAUCUGACCAAACACACUCUGACCUUCUUCAUCAACAAGCAGCAGCAUGGACCCACUGCCUUUGAGAGCCUGGAAGGGGUCUUUGUACCUGCUGUGAGCCUCAACAGAAACGUACAGGUCACCUUACUGACGGGCCUGGAGCUGCCAAAGAAUAUCAAACAGUAGAAGAGCCGUCCUCUCUCUGUGCGUGUCCUGGAUUCAAACCAACGGCGACAAACACAGUUGGCUCCCCACAUGGAUCUUCUUUUUUUUUCUCCGCGUCACGUCAGACCUCUCCCAUCUUCUCAAGGUGCCCUUUGUCUUGGAUAAACUUCAGUGUGAAGCCCUGGAGUUAGAGGAAUACAUUUGAGUUAAUAUUUGCUAUAAAUCCCACGAUUGAAGCUUUUGGAAAUCACAACAGAGAUGCCUGGAGUUACUGUAGAUUGCCACACUUUUUCCACAAUCCAAGUUUUAGCCCUGUGAGACCCCCGGAUACAAACAACAACAAUUUAAUGAUUCCAGCUUUUAUCUUUUAGUAAUUUAUUAUUUUUUUAAAGAAAAUACAGCUUUAAAUUUCCCCUGAAAGUCUGAAACUCUUAUUUGGAAGAUUCCAACUCUGUGCAGUGAAUAAUACGAGUGCUAGUUAGUGAUUUUAAAUCGACAAGUUCUUAUUUAUACUAGAAGAAAACAACAACACAGUCAUUUUAAAAAGUCAGCAACAACAAGAAGCUACAUUUAGGAGUCGACACAAUGAGCGAGCAACAGUUCAAUGUUAGUCUGUUCCUCUCUCUCUCUCUCUCUCUACAGCUCACAACUUAAAAACCUGAAGUGAUUUGUAGGAGUCUUAGCGACACCGCGGGAUGUUUCACAAAUCUAAACUUU
Messenger RNA from Labrus mixtus (cuckoo wrasse), 3173 nucleotides. RefSeq names its product E3 ubiquitin-protein ligase TRIM9. NCBI's taxonomy places the organism in Eukaryota, Metazoa, Chordata, Actinopteri, Labriformes, Labridae. Gene Ontology annotation, molecular function: protein binding; zinc ion binding. The record is from RefSeq and is a predicted model, not a curated record. The transcript is spliced from 11 exons. Bases 327 to 2477 code for a protein of 716 amino acids.